AAGUGUGUGUAGUGUUGCGAUUUUAGAUGGUUUACAUUUAUGUGAAAGGAGGAUAAAAAAGAAGUCGGACAACACCGCUUGGAAAUGACUCAAAAGUUGCGUCGAAUCCCACCGGCAUAAAGAAGUCGUCCAACUUAUAUUUUCCAUUCACAUAUUACCAGACCGUAGACCGCAUUCCGCCGGUAGUUGUGGCUAAACCAAGAAGUGUGUAAGUUCCAGAUCGACUGUCUCCUUUCACCGCCAAUAUGCCUAUUGAUUGCUACUACGUUCCUGGUGGAGCCCCAUCAAGAAACGUCCUUCUAGCUGCCAAAGCAUGCGGAGUUGAACUUAAUCUCAAAUACAUGGACUUGAUGAGCGGAGAGCAAAUGUCCCCUGAGUUCCUUAAACUGAACCCUCUGCAUACUGUCCCCACAAUCAACGACAAUGGUUUUGUUUUGUUCGAGAGCCGAGCAAUCAUGACCUACCUUGCAGAUCAAUAUGGUAAAGAUGACAACCUUUAUCCAAAAGAUCCUAAGAAGAGGGCUAUUGUUGACCAGAGACUGUACUUUGAUAUGAGCACUAUGUAUGGAAGACUUGCUGAUUAUUAUUAUCCCGUGAUCUUCGGUGGAGCCAGUUACGAUCCCGACAAGUUGGAAAAGAUCAAAGAAGCCUUCAGCUUCCUCGACCAGCUCAUUGACAACAACGACUUUGCUGCUGGCAGCAACCUCACUUUGGCCGACUUGGCCCUUGCCUCAUCAGUUUCCACUUACGAGCUGCUAGGAUUCGAUUUCAGCUCCUACAAAAACGUUGUCAGAUGGUUCGAGAAAGCAAAAGCCACGAUUCCUGGAUACGAAGAGGCCAACGCUGAGCCGCUCCAGCAGUUCAAAGCUUUGAUGGAGAAGUUGGCAAAGAAGUAGAUAGGAUUGGAUACAGUAUUAUUGUUAAGGAAGUCUUGAUGCUUCAAGAUUAUUGAUUUAUGCCACUUGAAGUUGUAUUUUAUCUUUUUUUAAUAAAACCUGUUAUUUUUA
Molecule: messenger RNA, 1007 nt
Organism: Diabrotica virgifera virgifera (western corn rootworm)
Lineage: Eukaryota; Metazoa; Arthropoda; Insecta; Coleoptera; Chrysomelidae
Product: glutathione S-transferase 1-like
Exons: 4
Coding region: 246-896 (216 amino acids)
Biological process (GO): glutathione metabolic process
Molecular function (GO): glutathione transferase activity
Source: RefSeq, a predicted model, not a curated record